Messenger RNA from Musa acuminata AAA Group (dessert banana), 843 nucleotides. RefSeq names its product probable WRKY transcription factor 41. Gene Ontology annotation, biological process: regulation of DNA-templated transcription. The coding region runs from base 1 to 843 and encodes 280 amino acids. The transcript has 4 exons. Gene Ontology annotation, molecular function: DNA-binding transcription factor activity; sequence-specific DNA binding. NCBI's taxonomy places the organism in Eukaryota, Viridiplantae, Streptophyta, Magnoliopsida, Zingiberales, Musaceae. The record is from RefSeq and is a predicted model, not a curated record.
AUGCAGAGCGGCGGUACUGCAUUAGAUCUCAAGCUGCUGCUGCGUUUGCUAGCUCAAGGUGAGGAGCAAACGAGGCAACUGGAAACUAAUCUGGAGGUUGCUUUCCUGGUUCAGCAUUGCAAACCAUUGGCAGGACAGAUAAGGUCAACUUUGAAGGAAGCCAUAUCCAUGGCCAAACCAGUGGAUUCCGAAGGGUACUCACGGCAGCACGCGUGCACCAACCACGACGCAGCUGCAUCACACCCGCCUCGAUCGAACAACAGGAACCCCAGGCGCCGGAAUUCGGAAAGGGUCGUCAAGGAACAUGAACGCCGGAAGACGUGCGAGAACAGCAAAAUUCUACCCAAAUGGACGAGCCACGUUAGUGUUUCCAGCAGUGGAGCGAUCGAAGCACUAGAAGAUGGCUACAUCUGGAGGAAGUACGGGCAGAAGGAGAUCCUUGGAUCCAGGCAUCCGAGACAGAGUACUGGGCCAUUGGAUUUUUAUGAACACUGCAUUUUUGGAAAGCAGAAAAGAGACAACUUCAAUUAUUCGGCAAUUCACAAAACGAAAGGUGCUACUACAGAUGCACCUACCCGCAACGGCCUUGGAAGUCUUGCAACAAAGCAAGCGCAAGGAUGUGAUGAGGACCCCUGGGUCAUCGACAUCACUUGCCUCCAGAGGCCACAACCAGCUGCAGCUUCGGCACCCGUGGAACGAUACUUGCAGCGAGACCAGCGUAGGCCUCCCGUGAACGAGGCGGCACAGCACCCUCACCAGGAUCACCACCUGCACGGCUCGGACAUGCAAGAUCAAAGCUUGACUUCUUCCUUCUCCUUUCCUUCCACGCCACUCAGCGAUUAG